Molecule: messenger RNA, 1286 nt
Organism: Equus quagga
Lineage: Eukaryota; Metazoa; Chordata; Mammalia; Perissodactyla; Equidae
Product: growth-regulated protein homolog gamma-like
Exons: 4
Coding region: 214-537 (107 amino acids)
Biological process (GO): antimicrobial humoral immune response mediated by antimicrobial peptide; cellular response to lipopolysaccharide; inflammatory response
Cellular component (GO): extracellular region
Molecular function (GO): chemokine activity; CXCR chemokine receptor binding
Source: RefSeq, a predicted model, not a curated record
GCCUCAUCCUAGGGCGGGGCCGCGCUUCUUUCCGCACCCGGGGGAGACCUGGAGGUCCGGGAAUUUCCCUGGCCCGGGGCUGUGAGCGCUGCAGCCCCAUCGUGGAUAAAAGGGGUGCGCCGAGGUCGGGGAGCCACAGAGCUCGCUCCGCCAGCAAUCCCGCCAGCUCUCUCGCUCCAGGCCCCGCCGCCCCGACCGACUGAGCUGAGCCCCAUGGCCCGCGCCGCCACCGCCACCGCCUCCUGCGCUCCCCGGCUCCUCCGGGCCGCGCUGCUGCUCCUUCUCCUGGUCGCCGCCACCCGGCGCGCGGCAGGGGCCCCCGUGGUCAGUGAACUGCGCUGCCAGUGCUUGCAGACCGUGCAGGGGAUUCACUUCAAGAACAUCCAGAGCGUGAAGGUGACGCCGGCGGGCUCCCACUGCGCCCAAACCGAAGUCAUAGCCACUCUCAAGAAUGGACAGGAAGUUUGUCUCAACCCUGAAGCCCCCAUGGUUAAGAAAAUGAUCGAAAAGAUGCUAAACAAGGGCAGCUCCGACUGACCAGAGGAAGAAGCUGAUCAGUGGCUGUAGCUGAAGUAGGCCCUGCCCUUACAGGAAUCAAAGCAGAAAGAGAGAAACGGAUCAUCAGCUCCCGAGGCCGCCUGGAUCAGGCUUAAUGUGUUUGACAUCGCUUAGGAGGGAUCCUCCACUAUUUAUUUAUUUAUUUGUUGCUUGAUUUUUCCAAGAUUCUAUGUUAUUAUUUUAAAUAUAAAAUAAUUAUGUAAUUGAAUCUAUUUGUGCACUGUACCAUUAUUUUUAUUGUUUAUUUUAUGCCAAACCCAAAUUAGUACAAUCCUGAUUUGUAUUUACUUUGAAGGUAGAAGGUUUGCAAACGCCCUGCAGUCAUUAAACUAAUAUUUUUGAGGAGCCCACAACAUACCAGUGUCUGUGACAGAGGCUGGGGAGUCGAAGCAAUUAGACAGUGAGGUCAUUGUCAGGGUGGGGGAAUAUGUGUGUAUGUCUAUUUUUCUAACUUUUUAAAGGAAUGUCAGUUAUUCUUUAUUGAAAUGACUUUAUAGUAUGAGAAGUGAUUUUAUAGUAGUAUAGAAGUGAGAAGUGGUCAACACUUCUCAUGUUGAAGCUUUCAGAACCACAAUGUUCUAAAUAUCCUUUGGACAUUUCAUGUCUUCCUUGUAAGGCAUAAUGCCUUGUUUCAUGUUAAUUAUGCAAUGUUUCUUUAUGUCUUAGAACAGAGAGCUUUAAAUAUUUAUUGAUGUUUUUUGCAAAAAUAAACAUGAAAAUAAAGUAUU